UCGAGAUGCUAGGAGGGACCCCACAGUCGCAUUAACAGUUUUAAUAUAAUCAAAUGUAAAUAAUAUCAUUUAUUUUAUUUAAGUUAGUUUUUGAAAAAUGAAGAGAUUAUUUUAUGUUUGUAUCAUCGGACUAAGCUUAUUCCUCAUCUAUGGAUCAUGCAUUGCAGACGAAACACAGACUGGGGAGACAUUCUGGUGUCACGUGUGUUCGUAUACAGUAAAUGACCAGGCCAACGGCUUCGAUUGUCUCAAUAAUACAGACGAAAUGCACGACCUGCAGAGUCGCAUUAAGUGUGGCAACUACUGUGUCAUACAAGAACAAUGGGACAAAGGUAAAAAGGAGAUCAACUCUGUGUUUCGAUCGUGCAGCACCAACUGGGGGAACCAGUGUUAUGAUGACAACAAGUACAUCACAUGCAGAGGCUCGUGCAAGGGAGAAUACUGUAAUAACAGCACGGUGACAGAGAAGAACCGCUUCGACGAGUUGUGUGAUGAGUUAUCUUGUGAAAAAUCGGGUUCGUCAGAUAUCCGCGGCAACCUGAUAUCCUUUCUCAUCUGGCUAAUAAUAUUCGUGUGUAUGUGAAACUUUGGGUCUGACAUUUGGUAUGCGUUCUAUCUUAUUAGACAUGUCUGUUGGUUUGACGUCUUGUGCGAAUUCCAUUUUGUUCGGAACGUUUCAUUAUAGUCAAUAACUUGACCGACGUGUUUCGAUUUUGAGUGGUACUUAUGUGAUAGUUCAAUAUAUGUUUGACUAUCACCUCGUAAAUACUGUUAAAUAACCAAUUUUCCAUUGGUAAAUAUUUUCGCAAAUUACAGGUGCAAGCAUUGAUGUACAUAUUUCCAAAACACCAUUUAGUGGAAUUAUAUACUUCAGUAAUAGCCAUCAAUGCGAAAACAUCACACUUAUUUCUCUUUUUAUUUAUGUCAUCAUCUUUGUUUCAAACUGCAGUUAUGAGAAUUAAAGUCGACAGUUAGUGUUGUUGUUGUCAUAAUUUUUUAACGUGAACAUAUUUGAUGAUUCAAUGUGUAGAUGAAUCACACUGGAUCAUGGCGAAGAUCAUUUUUUUCUGAUGGUCUACCAAUAAUAGUAAUGUGUAGCACUUAACCUAUAUCCCACGCGUUUAUGCAAUUAGAAGAGAAGCAGCAGAUGUCCAUGCAUUAAUGAUUGAUCAUAUUUAUCUAAGAGAGAAUAUAGUACGAGCUCCAUUAUUUCUUCGUCCAAGUUUCCUCUGUCACUGACACCAGACUUGGACAUUUUGACAGAGAUCUGUCAGCAUUUAUCUGUCAGAAUGUCUAAUUCUAAUGUAGGGGCUAGAGGGAAAUCGGACAACACUAGUUCUGCGAGCAAACUCCCAAGAUUGGAUAUAUAUAAUUCAAGCAAUUAUCAAGAGUUGAUUCUCUGAUGUAUUCCAUAACUCAUAUAUAUUUAAGUAGAAUCUACCUCGUGGACCGAAAGUGAUGGCUCAAACAUCACUACAGGACAAAAUGAGAUUAUUAUAG
Messenger RNA from Mizuhopecten yessoensis (Yesso scallop), 1500 nucleotides. RefSeq lists its product as uncharacterized. The transcript has 3 exons. The coding region runs from base 98 to 583 and encodes 161 amino acids. NCBI's taxonomy places the organism in Eukaryota, Metazoa, Mollusca, Bivalvia, Pectinida, Pectinidae. The record is from RefSeq and is a predicted model, not a curated record.